AUGUCGUCACGUGCACUGCGCAGAGCCCAGAAGGAGCAGGAAGAGAAGGAACUGCAGGAGAGGCUCGCCCGGCUGGCACAGGAAGAGGAAGAGGAAGAGGAAGAGGAAGAGCCAGAAGAGGAAGUUGCGCCAAAACCGCCGUCAAAACAAAGUCUGUUUGCUAUGCUAGGAGAUGCGGGCGAUGAUGAAGACGGAGACGAGGAUGACGACGACGACGACCAAGAGCAGGACGAGCCAGCGCCAAAGCCUCUUGUCCAGAGCACACCCGCAGCCAAUCCCUCCAGGAAGAGCAAGAAGAAGAAGAAAAGAAGGGGCAAAAACAAGAGCAAGACCGCCACGCCACAGGCCGAUGCUGCCGACUCUGGACUCGACGAGAUAGACCAGGCUCUCCUCGCACUCAACCUCACCUCCAGCGGGAAAAAAGGCACUGACGAGCCUCUGACACCCGCCAUCAGCGAGGAAACCCAGCAGCUCUUCUCUGCCCUCAGCAUCGACACCACCCACCUCCACGCCGCCAACGAGAUGAAAAAGCUCUUCGGUCGCACCGCCCUUCAGCACGCCGACGACGACGAGCCACGCCAGCGCCAGCAGCAGGGCAUCGCCGCGCGCGUCGCUGGGCGCAAUCAACCCGGCUCUCGUCUCACAGGCCUCAGCUUACGGCGCAACAUCUUCGUCCAGGGCAAGGAAGAAUGGCCGCGCGCAACCUCGGGCGGCUUGGGCAUGGAGAUUGUCGAAAAGCGAGCAGACGGCUCGGUGGAGUACCGCUUCGUGCACAACACCUCCUACCAGGAAACCCAGCGACAAUUCGCCGUCUGCGUCGCCUCUAUGGAUCCCGAACGCAUGGUGCAAUUGCUCCACCACAACCCCUACCACAUCUCUACGCUCCUCCAAGUAUCCGAGAUAGCAAAGCAGCAGCGCGACAAUGCCUCGGCCUCCGACCUGCUGGAGCGCGCACUCUUCACCUUCGGACGCAGUGUACACUCGACCUUCUCGCAGAACCUCUCAGCCGGAAAGGCACGACUAUCCUUCUCCCGCCCGGAGAAUCGAGAAUUCUUCCUAGCCAUCUGGCGAUACAUGGUCACGCUCGGUGUGCGCGCAACAUGGCGCACCGCCCUAGAAUGGGCGCGGCUGCUCCUCUCCCUCAGCCCUGAACAGGACCCCUACUGCAUACGGCUGCUGAUCGACCGACUCGCACUGCGCGGCCGCGAACCCCAGGCUCUCAUCGACAUAGUCGAAAGCGACGUGCUAGAGCGCAGUUGGAAGGUCCCGCCCAACCUCGCCUUCAGCGUCGCCCUUGCCCACCUCCGCCUCAAAAACCCCGUCAAGGCGCGCUCCACGCUGAAAAAUGCCGUGCGCGAAUACCCCUGGCUCGCCGCCCGGCUGUGCAAGGAGCUCGACAUCACACCCAUCCCCAAGCCCGUCUGGGGGCGGGAACCACACUCGGACUACCAAGAGCUGCUGUGCAGCAUGUACACGCCGCGAGCCAAGGAUCUCUGGAACACAACCGAAGGCACCUCGCUGCUGGUCGAGAUGAGCUACAGCUUCGACGAGCCGCUGCCCGACGGCGCAGCGCCGUACUGGCUAGCGGCCAUGGACCAAGUCCAUCUCGCGCGCCACGUCAUCCUGACCGACGACCAGCGCCUCAUCGCGCUCCUCGACACCCGCGUCAAAGAACAGUACACCUCCGUCUCCGACCCCUUACCCCCGGCAGACAACGCGCCCAGCUACGACGCCGCCGCGACCAGCACCGCCCACCGCGGCGCCCACCACGCGACGCAGGACCGCGCAGCGCUGCUCUCCGACCUGGAAGAGCUGCGCCGCUACUUCCACAGCAUCGACAUCGAGGGUCUGAUCGGUGGGGGGCUGACCGAGGGGAAUCUCGUGCAGGCGCUGCGCGAAUGCGGGAGUAGUCUGGAUGAGUUUCGACGCAACAGCGAGCGCUUCCAGGACGUGAGGGCGCGGCUGCAGGAGGUCGGCGUCCAGGUUGUGUUUGAGGGUGCGGGGGCGCGUGAGGGGGGGAGUGAAGAUGACGUCGUCGACGACGACGACGACGAGGAAGAAGAAGAGGAGUAA
This is a messenger RNA of Ascochyta rabiei, 2073 nucleotides long. RefSeq lists its product as uncharacterized. NCBI's taxonomy places the organism in Eukaryota, Fungi, Ascomycota, Dothideomycetes, Pleosporales, Didymellaceae. The coding region runs from base 1 to 2073 and encodes 690 amino acids. Gene Ontology annotation, biological process: ribosome-associated ubiquitin-dependent protein catabolic process; rescue of stalled cytosolic ribosome. The record is from RefSeq and is a predicted model, not a curated record. The transcript has a single exon. Gene Ontology annotation, cellular component: RQC complex.